CCACCGUCACCCCACAACCCCUGGGGUGCUGAGCCCGGCUCCGGGGGGUGCUGCUGCCACCCCCUUAGCUAAUCCCAAAUUUAUUCUGGUUUGUUUGGCAUCUCCUCCUUCCUCCUUCCCCUCAGGCUGGCCUGUGCCCACAAGAGUAGGGAUGGUGGUGGGGGGUCUGGGGUGCCCCCGUGCCCAGCUUGGGGGAUGGUGGCAACCAGUGGGGUGUGACCGGUGGUCCCCACUGUUCUGACACCCCCCCUCUCUUCCCUUGCAGGUUGCCCCCGCGCUCCCGCCCGCCGGGGACCCCCCCGCCAUGGCCAUCGUGCAGACGCUGCCGGUGCCCCUCGAGGCUGCUGCUGAGGGGGCUGCCCAGCUCCGCGCCGCCUCCCGCUCGCCCCCCACCACCAUGGGCAGCGUCGGCAGCCUCCUGCCCGGCCGGCCCCGCCACGACCGUGCCGGCCAGCCCUGCGACGGGGGACACCUCACCUCCUCCUCCUCCUCCUUCCGCAAGCAGGAGGGGCUGCUGCGGGCCACGACCCCCCGGGACCCCCCGUCCCCCGAGGAGCCCCGUGCGGCCGUGCCUGGUGUCACCCACGCCUAUGCCAACGGGGGCUUCUGCGGCGACUGGCUGGAUGCCCCCUCUCCUGCCAGCCCCUGCAGUGACUCGGAUGAGCCCCGUGAUGACCGAGCCCUGAGUGGCCACCUGCGGGGGCCACCCCCCAAGCUCGUCCCCGUCUCUGGCAAGCUGGAGGAGAACGUGGAGAAGACCCUGAUCCGCCCCAUGGCCUUCAAGCCGGUGGUGCCCAAGCUGCGCAGCGCCCAGGCGGCCGCACGCCCGGGGCUGUCGGAGAGCCAGGUGAGCCUCACCCACCUGCUGGGUGCCGACAAGCCCGGCUCCCUCAGCUGCCGUGCCAGCACCCUCUCGGAUUCGGGGCGCAACUCCCUCUCCAGCCUGCCCACCUACAGCACGGGCUGCAGCCAGCACCCCGAGGCAGGCACCCUGCCCGCCACCCCCCACGGCGCUCCCCCCGACGUCCCCCUGGGGGGCUGCCGACCCUCCAACUCGGACAGCGGGCGCUCGUCCUCCAGCAAGAGCACGGGUUCGCUCAGCGGCCGGGGCCGACCCUCCUCGGAAAGCGGCUCCUGCGGGCGCUCCCCUUUGCCCGGGGAGGAGGCCGCGCUGGUGCGGGAGCUGGAGGACAAGCUGCGGGAGAGGGAGGCCGAGCUGCGGCUCCUGCGCGACAGCCUGGACGAAAACGAGGUGGCCAUCUGCCAGGUGUACGAGGAGAAGCAGCGUCGCUGCGAGCAGGAGCUGGAGGGGCUGCGGCAGCGCUGCGCGGCCCAGGCACGGCAGGCGGCACAGGCGGCGCAGCGAGGGCAGCAGGUCCUGCAGCUCCAGGUGUUGCAGCUGCAGCAGGAGAAGAAGCAGCUGCAGGAGGACCUGGCCCAGCUGCUGCAGGAACGGGAGCUGCUGGAGCGACGCUGCGCCUCCUUCCAGCGCGAACGCACCGAGAUGGCACCCCGGCUGGAGGAGACCAAGUGGGAGGUGUGCCAGAAGUCGGGGGAGAUCUCUCUGCUGAAGCAGCAGCUGAAGGAGGCGCAGGCCGAGCUGGCGCAGCGGGGGGCCGAGCUGCUGGGGCUGCGGGCCCAGCUGCGGGAGGCGCGGGCCCAGCUGCAGGUGGGCGAGCGGCGGGCGCAGGGCCUGCAGGAGGCCGCCCGCCUCAAGGCGCUGGAGCUGGAGGUCUGCGCCAACGAACUGCAGCGUCGCAAGAGCGAGGCCGACCUCUUCCGCGCCAAAGCCGGCCGGCUGGAGCAGGAGGUGGCGGGGCUGAGGGAAGCCGCCCGCGGCCGCUGCCCCCAACCCGCCGAGGGGUUCCCCCCACCACCACCACCACCACCACUCAGCGAGGGAUGCCCCCAAGCCGAGGAGGAGGAGCGGGGCAGCAUGGGCCUGCGGCGGCAGCUGGAGCGGCUGCGGGCGGAGGUGGCCCUGGAGCGGCGGCGUGGGCAGGAGCAGCGGGAGGCCUUCGAGCAGGAGCGGGGCACGUGGCAGGGCGAGAAGGAGCGGGUCAUCCGCUACCAGAAGCAGCUGCAGUACAGCUACAUCCAGAUGUACCGCCGCAACCGGCGCCUCGAGCAACGGCUCCAGCAUCUCCGGCUUCAGGGAGGGGAGGACCCCCCACCCGAGCCCUGCGACCCCCCCGACCCACCUUUCGAGGAGAUCACGGCCACCGAGAUCUGAGACGCUGCCUUGCCAAAGGGUGGCCUCCAGCUUCUGGGAUUUUGGGAGCUAUGGGGGAUGCCUGUCCUCCCCCCAACAGCUCUGCGAAGACUGCUGGCACUGGGAGGGGGCAGAGGGGACCGCAGGCGCUGCCCCCUCCCCAGCAUCGAGGUGUUGGGACGAGGGGAUGACGACAUGACAAAGGGGGGUGCCCGUGAGAUGUGGGGCCAGGUGGGUGAUGAGCCCCGGCCUCGGGGCUGCCCGGAGCUGGUCCCCGCUGAUCCUCUUAGAGCCCAGGGAUUAUCAGCGCUGGCUUCAGCCGGGGUCACCUUGGACGGGGGGGGAGGUCUGGCUUGUCCCUUCCCUCUCCUCCCUGCUGGCACUGUCACCCAGCCAGUUCCAGAGGGGAUGGAUGGCGUAUGUGCCCUGUCCCUGCCUGUGCCAGCCUCCCUUCCUCUACCCCCCCCGCCCCAGUGUGUUUGUCAGGGGAGUCGUUUCUGUGCCAUUUUAAAUAACUAUUUUUAUAGGACCUACCAAAAACAUAUCACCCUCUCCCAGCUCACACUCCACCUCUCUGUGUCCCCUUCACCCCUGCCGUGGGGCAGCUUGCCUUCAGUGCCU
Messenger RNA from Calidris pugnax (ruff), 2833 nucleotides. It is a transcript of the gene LZTS2, whose product is annotated as leucine zipper, putative tumor suppressor 2. The record is from RefSeq and is a predicted model, not a curated record. The transcript is spliced from 5 exons. Gene Ontology annotation, biological process: negative regulation of canonical Wnt signaling pathway. Lineage: Eukaryota; Metazoa; Chordata; Aves; Charadriiformes; Scolopacidae. Bases 305 to 2233 code for a protein of 642 amino acids.